Saccostrea cuccullata (small rock oyster) is the source of this 681-nucleotide messenger RNA. Its product is annotated as multiple epidermal growth factor-like domains protein 10. The transcript has 4 exons. Gene Ontology annotation, molecular function: scavenger receptor activity. Bases 1 to 681 code for a protein of 226 amino acids. The record is from RefSeq and is a predicted model, not a curated record. NCBI's taxonomy places the organism in Eukaryota, Metazoa, Mollusca, Bivalvia, Ostreida, Ostreidae. Gene Ontology annotation, biological process: heterophilic cell-cell adhesion.
AUGACAAGCAAGGGAUUGGAUGGUGAGUGUUUGCAGUUAGUGUUACCAGAAUGUCUUAGACCACAGGUAAUGGAGUCUCUGCAUGAUUGUUCUGGACACCAGGGUCGUGAGAGGACAGUUGCACUGGUGAGUAAAAUAUGUUACUGGCCAGGAAUGCAGGCAGACGUGAUCAAAUGGAUCGAGAGAUGUGAAAGAUGCAAGAUUGCUAAAACACCAGUUCCAACAAUUAGGCCAUCAAUAGUGUUCCCUAGCGGAACAUACGGGGUGGAGUGUAGGUUUAAGUGUGGUCAGUGUAGAGAUGGCGUGGCUUGUCAUCACGUGUCAGGCACGUGUGUCAGUGGAUGUGAGCCGGGGUACACUGGUCAGGCCUGUAAUAAAGUUUAUCCCUACGGUCAGUAUGGAGAUAAAUGUGAGAAGUUCUGUGGAGCGGAUGCUAAGUGUAACCCUGUCACCGGAGAAUGCUGUGGUUGUACUGAGCUACUUAAGUCAGUGAAGGAGAAGGACGCCAAUCUUGACCACGAGGAGAAGGUCGUGAUAGGUCUGGCCGUCCCUCUGGGGGUCUCCCUCCUCCUCAACUGUAUCCUGUGCUCCGCCACCUGCUACUUCUACAUCAUCUACAAGGAGGAAAUCGUCAAGAAACGGGACGAGAGGGACGAGAAAAACGAACACUUUCUAAAUUAA